Molecule: messenger RNA, 1918 nt
Organism: Nothoprocta perdicaria
Lineage: Eukaryota; Metazoa; Chordata; Aves; Tinamiformes; Tinamidae
Gene: PTPN2
Product: protein tyrosine phosphatase, non-receptor type 2
Exons: 9
Coding region: 43-1305 (420 amino acids)
Biological process (GO): protein dephosphorylation
Molecular function (GO): protein tyrosine phosphatase activity
Source: RefSeq, a predicted model, not a curated record
UGAGCGUGCGGGGCUCCGGCGGCCACCCUCGCCUCGGCCGCCAUGUCCGCCGCCAUCGAGCAGGAAUUCCAGGAGACCGACGCCGCUAACGACUGGCAGGCACGUUAUCUGGAAAUUCGACAUAAAUCCAGUGACUACCCUCACAAAGUUGCAAAGUACCCAGAAAACAGAAAUCGCAACAGAUACAGAGAUGUUAGUCCAUAUGAUCAUAGUCGUGUAAAACUGCAGAACACAGAGAAUGACUAUAUUAAUGCCAGCCUAGUGGUCAUAGAAGAAGCCCAGAGAUAUUAUAUUUUAACACAGGGUCCACUGCCUAACACAUGUUGUCAUUUUUGGCUAAUGGUAUGGCAGCAAAAAACCAAAGCAGUCGUCAUGUUGAACAGGAUUGUUGAAAAGGAAUCGGUGAAAUGCGCCCAGUAUUGGCCAACAAAAGAAGAAGAAGUUAUGACCUUCAAGGAAACAGGAUUCCGUGUGAGGCUAGUAUCUGAAGACAUCAAAUCCUAUUACACAGUACAUCUACUGCAAUUAGAAAAUAUCAACAGUGGCGAGUCCAGGAUGAUAUUUCAUUUUCAUUAUACAACRUGGCCAGACUUUGGAGUCCCUGAGUCCCCAGCGUCGUUCCUGAACUUCUUGUUCAAAGUGAGAGAGUCUGGCUCGCUCAGCCCUGACCACGGGCCCGCCGUGGUGCACUGCAGCGCAGGCAUAGGGCGCUCCGGCACCUUYUCCCUGGUCGACACCUGUCUUGUGCUGAUGGAAAAAAAGGACCCAUUAUCUGUAGAUAUUAAGAAAGUAUUACUGGAUAUGAGAAAAUACCGAAUGGGACUUAUUCAAACUCCUGAUCAAUUAAGAUUUUCAUAUAUGGCUGUAAUAGAAGGAGCUAAAUUUAUAAUGGGGGAUUCAACUAUACAGAAAAGGUGGAAGGAGCUCUCUAAGGAGGACCAAGCACCAAGUUCUGAGCAGUCUCCUCCACAUCCCACCAAAAUAACCACAGAGAAGUACAAUGGCAACAGCAUAGGCCUGGAGAAGCAAGAUCAAGUGGAGAAAAAUGCCGACCUGUCCAAUAAAGUUCAAGAUAUAACAGACGGAAGCAUUGAAAGUACUGUUCGAAAACGGCUCCGAGAGGAUAGAAAAGCUAUCACAGCACAGAAGCUGCAGCAGAUGAAGCAGAAGCUAAAUGAGACUGAAAGAAAAAGAAAAAGGUGGUUAUAUUGGAAACCUAUUCUCGCUAAGAUUGGGUUUGGUGCAUUGAUUUUAGCUGGAGCUUUUUCUUGCUGGAAAAUGUAUUUUCAAGAACAUUCCUCGUAAGUAAACGCUAAGCCUGCUCUGGCAGGUGACUGUGCUGCAGGUAGUGGCCAGGGGUCUGACUUAAAGCAGGAAACUUUCCCACCUGGAAUGGGUACACGAUUAGGAGCAAAGUAGAGCAGUGAUACCAACUGAUCACAUGUCAACAUCUCAGGACUCUCCACUGCAGGUACUUAGGAAAACGAACUGCUACCCCCAACAAUAUACAUAUAUAUAUAUAUAUAUAUAUUUUUUUCAUUUAUAUGACCAGGUACAAACUUGCUGCAACUGUUUAUACACUUUUGAAAAUGGUAUUAGACCAAAUCUCUUAGGUAAACCCUGAACUCGGAGGUUUAGCCCCUGAAGGUUGUCUGGGUUUUAAUUUACAUGCCUGACAUAAGCAAUAAACAGUGUUGUUAUCCUUUACAUCAUUAAUGCAAAGAAGUUAUACGUAAAUGUGUGUAAUGUGUAAUGUAUUAGUGACGUGAACAUAAACAUUUUAUAUUCUUAUGAACUAGGAUAAAUAUAUUUUAUAAUUGCAUAUUUAAUCUUUUUGUAGUUUACUGUACUUUUAAAAGCUCAGUUUGUACACAUUUCUGACCAAAAAGAAUUUGAUUUUGAAAUUAAAUGUUAAUUA